AUGCUCAGUGUAAUAUUAUUGUUUGUGGUGUGGUGCGCAUGCGUGGUGCUGGUACGUCGACUGAGACCAGCUCAUCCGUUGCCACCAGCUUACCCUGGAGAACUGCCGAUCUUGGGACACACACAUCUAAUCAGCGGAGAUACUGAAAAAAUAUGGGAAAUUUUAAAAGAGAUGUCCGAGAAAUGUGUGGAAAGUGGUGGGGUCCUACAUGCGAAGAUUGGAACUCAAAUCUAUUACUUGGUAACAGACCCCGAUGAUGCCCUGACAGUGGCCAACACCUGCCUCCACAAACAUUUCAUUUAUGAUUACGUGAGGACCUGGCUGGGCAAUGGAUUGCUCACAUCUUCAGGUGAAUUCUGGCAGCGACAUCGCAAACUCCUGAACCCAGCAUUCACAGUGCCUGUGAUCCAUAACUUCCUAAGCAUCUUCAACCACAUGGCAAAACAGCUAGUCAGCGAGCUGGAGGUCCACGUAGAACAGGGACCCUUUGAGAUCUCUCCCUAUUUGAGAAUCAUAUCGUUCCAAACGUUUAGCCGAACUGCGUUCGGAAUAGCUGAUGACAGCGUGAAAGAGUUUGCAGAGAAGUACAUGGAAUCAUCAGAUCAGGUUAUGAAUAUGGUGGUGUACAGAUUCCAGAACUUUUUGCUACAUAGUGACCUGAUCUUCAGACUGACUGGCUUGAAGAAGAAGCAGGAUCAUUUGAUUAAGAAGUUAGAUGAUAUGGCUAAUCAGGUGAUAGAGAGGAAAAAGGCAGAAAUGAAAACAGCCAACGAGAAGAAAGCUAAUGAAUGGUCGACGACAAAUACUAGAUACAAGCCAUUCAUGAGUUUGCUACUGGAACUAAAGAAUGAUGAUACUCUUACGGAUAAGGAGAUAAAAGAAGAAGUGGACACAGCUAUAGUCGCAGGAUUUGAUACUACGUCCAAUUGUUUAACUUGUCUGCUAGUCCUGCUUGGAACGUACCCUGAAGUGCAAGAAAAGAUGUAUGAAGAAAUAGUAGAAGUUCUAGGUCCAGACAGAGAUAUUGAAAAGGAUGAUAUCAAACGACUGGUGUAUACUGAGGCUGUUAUCAAGGAGGCUCUCCGAGUGUUACCGAUUGGUCCAGCACUGCUGAGAUAUGUCGAUAGAGAUGUUAAGCUGAAAAACUACACAAUGAGAGCUGAUAGUCAAGUAGUGAUCCUUGCUCGAGGAACCCACAGGAGUCCUAUAUUUGGAGACGAUGUUGAAGCGUUUAGACCGGAACGAUGGCUGGAUCCAAGCGUAACAGCUGUGGGGAACAACGCUUUCUAUGGCUUUAGUCUAGGAAAAAGAUCGUGUAUAGGCAAAACUUACGCAACUGUUUCAAUGAAGACGACUCUCUCUCAUCUCCUUCGAAAGUAUAAAAUAAUAUCAAAUGUAAACGAUAUGAGAUUUAAAGUUGACAUGGUACUAAAAGCUACUACAGCGCCGAUAAGAAUUGUGAGAAGAAAUUGA
Molecule: messenger RNA, 1473 nt
Organism: Spodoptera exigua (beet armyworm)
Lineage: Eukaryota; Metazoa; Arthropoda; Insecta; Lepidoptera; Noctuidae
Source: the annotation of a GenBank genome assembly